Molecule: messenger RNA, 500 nt
Organism: Sinocyclocheilus rhinocerous
Lineage: Eukaryota; Metazoa; Chordata; Actinopteri; Cypriniformes; Cyprinidae
Product: fatty aldehyde dehydrogenase-like
Exons: 3
Biological process (GO): aldehyde metabolic process
Cellular component (GO): cytoplasm
Molecular function (GO): 3-chloroallyl aldehyde dehydrogenase activity; aldehyde dehydrogenase (NAD+) activity
Source: RefSeq, a predicted model, not a curated record
UUCAUGGCAAAACUAUGCAUUUGUUUUUUUAAAGGUGGAGCAAGUUAUCACAUUUUGAAGAAAGAUUAAAGACUAGGAAUUCUUGUUUAGGCAAUGCAGCUGUGCUGAAACCAUCGGAGCUGAGUGAGCACUCUGCUAGACUUAUGAAAGAUCUGCUUCCUCUAUAUCUGGAUAAGGAGAUGUAUCAAGUGGUGACAGGAGGGGUUUUAGAGACCCAGGAGCUGCUGAAGCAGCGUUUCGACCACAUCUUCUACACUGGGAGCAGCGUGGUGGGGAAACUGGUUAUGGAAGCAGCAGCUCAUCAUCUCACACCAGUGACUUUAGAGCUGGGUGGGAAAAGCCCCUGUUAUAUUGACAAGAACUGUGACAUUGCUGUGGCAUGCCGACGAAUAACCUGGGGAAAGUUUGCAAAUUGUGGCCAGACAUGCAUUGCACCUGACUACAUUCUGUGUGAGCCAAACAUCCAGGACAGGAUAGUUGAAGAGAUUCAAAAAACACUA